AUGGCGAAAGUACAGUCGAUGACCCCACCGGCCGCCGUGCCCUUCACCUGGGUGGACCAUCGCAGGAGCGUCCCCACCACCGAGGAGCUCGAGAACCGUCGAAACCUGCUUGGGCUGGUGAACAAGCUCACGUUUACCAACAUGGACACGAUAAGCGCGCAGCUGGUCGAGGGCAUGAAGGACCCCUACCUCCUCAGCGAGGCCGUGGAGCUGGUGUUCCACCAGGGCCUCAACCCGGCGUGGAUGGUCCUCUUCGCCCACCUCUGCCGUCGCCUCACCAAAGACUCGCCCUUCUUCGGGCGUCGCGGCGAAAUCAACUUCAGGACGGUGCUGAUCGAUAAGUAUCGCAGCGAGUUCGAGCAGGCGGUCUACACGCAGGUGCCGCCGCUCGUGCAGCUGUGCGCCCGGUGCGUGGACGCGUCGAUGCCGCCCACGGCCGCGGCCCGGGCCGAGACCGAGGCCCUGCUGCCGCAGGAGCUCGCCGCCUACCUGCGCGAGCGGCCGUGGGUCGUCACGCCCAAGGUCCUGGCCGAGCGGUGGCAGCGCAUGAUCGAGCUUGUCGUGCUGCUGGGCGAGUUCUACAACGUGGGCCUGGUCGCCGAGGCCCAGAUCACGUGGAUGCUCGACCAGCUGUGCGCGUCGAUCGAGCAGGGCGUGCGCCGCAACGUGGAGCCGCUGUGCCGGCUGCUCGCCACGGUGGGUCCGGUGCUCGACGGCCGCCGGCGCCGCGCCGCCGAGCACCUGGGCGUCGACCAAGAUGACGAUGACGAUGACGAUGGCGUCGGCGUCGUGGAUGACGGCAUCAACGACGGGGCGACGUGGGUCGACGAUUUUGUGCUGGCUCGGCCGAGCGAGAAGAAGAAGACCGAAGAGAAAGAGAAAGAGAAAGAGAAGAAGAUGACGAAGGGAGUGGACGAGUAUAUGGACAAGGUGGCGAGCUACCUGCGCCGGGGGAAGGAGUGGAACCUGGGCAGCCGCAUCCAGUUCAUGAUCAUGGACGUCAUGGAGCUCAGGACCCGGAAUUGGCAGUGGCGCCGCGCCAGCUAG
Acanthamoeba castellanii str. Neff is the source of this 1047-nucleotide messenger RNA. RefSeq names its product MIF4G domain containing protein. Gene Ontology annotation, molecular function: RNA binding; translation initiation factor activity; protein binding. Lineage: Eukaryota; Discosea; Longamoebia; Acanthamoebidae. The record is from RefSeq and is a predicted model, not a curated record. The coding region runs from base 1 to 1047 and encodes 348 amino acids. The transcript has 3 exons.